Molecule: messenger RNA, 5057 nt
Organism: Camelus dromedarius (Arabian camel)
Lineage: Eukaryota; Metazoa; Chordata; Mammalia; Artiodactyla; Camelidae
Gene: PDP2
Product: pyruvate dehydrogenase phosphatase catalytic subunit 2
Exons: 2
Coding region: 168-1757 (529 amino acids)
Biological process (GO): protein dephosphorylation
Cellular component (GO): mitochondrion
Molecular function (GO): cation binding; [pyruvate dehydrogenase (acetyl-transferring)]-phosphatase activity
Source: RefSeq, a predicted model, not a curated record
GCAGGAUCAGUACGAGGUCCGUUCAGGGAGGCGAGUCCAGGGUGGCGGCAGCCGAAGCACUGUAUGUGGUCGCGGAAUUGAAGGGACCGACCCGGCGGCCUUGGCACAAGCAGGUUUAAAGAAAAAACUUUUUGCUGAAGAAACACAUUUUCUUGUACAGUUUCAGAAUGUCAAGUACUGUGUCCUACUGGAUUUUAAAUUCUGCAAGGAACAGCAUUGCCACAUUACGAGGAGGACAACGUUUAUAUACAAGAUGUGCCUCAAAUAGGGAUAAAUCAAAAUGGAGGCUCUCUGCCUGGGGACCAGCUACCCUAAAAAACAGUGCCCCGUGUGGUGGCUUUGCUCUGCAGAAAGCCUACAGACACAUGUCAACAGAAGAAGAUUUUCACUUGCAGCUCAGCCCUGAGCAGGUAAAUGAGGUGCUGCGAGCCGGUGAGUUGGCCCACAAGAUUCUUGACCUCAUUAAUGGAGUCCCAAAUUCGGUGCUGCAAUUUGAGAGCAACCAGCUGGCUGCCAAUUCCCCGGUGGAGGACCGGCGAGGUGUAGCCUCCUGCCUACAAACCAACGGGCUGAUGUUUGGCAUCUUCGAUGGACAUGGUGGCCACGCCUGUGCUCAAGCAGUGAGUGAGAGGCUCUUCUACUACGUGGCAGUGUCACUGAUGUCCCAGCAGACCCUGGAACAGAUGGAGGGGGCGAUGGAAAGCAUGAAGCCCCUGCUGCCCAUUCUGCAGUGGCUCAAGCACCCAGGGGACAGUAUCUACAAGGAUGUCACAUCAGUGCACCUUGAUCACCUCCGUGUCUACUGGCAGGAGCUGCUUGACCUGCACAUGGAAAUGGGGCUGAACAUUGAGGAAGCAUUGAUGUACUCCUUCCAGAGACUGGAUUCUGACAUCUCGCUAGAGAUCCAGGUCCCCCUGGAAGAUGAGAUGACCAGGAACCUUUCACUACAGGUUGCUUUCUCUGGGGCAACAGCUUGUAUGGCCCACGUCGACGGAGUUCACUUGCAUGUGGCAAAUGCUGGUGACUGCCGGGCCAUCCUUGGUGUCCAAGAGGACAAUGGCAUAUGGUCUUGUCUGCCCCUCACCCGGGACCACAAUGCCUGGAACCCAACCGAACUGUCACGGCUAAAGAGGGAGCAUCCUGAGUCAGAGGACAGGACAGUCAUCAUGGACAACAGGCUGCUGGGCGUCCUCAUGCCCUGCAGGGCAUUUGGGGACGUCCAGCUGAAGUGGAGUAAAGAGCUGCAGCGCAGCGUCCUGGAGAGUGGCUUUGACACCGAGGCCCUCAACAUUUACCAGUUCACCCCCCCCCACUACUAUACUCCCCCUUACCUGACAGCUAGGCCUGAGGUCACAUACCACAGGCUGAGGCCCCAGGAUAAGUUCCUUGUGCUCGCCUCAGAUGGCCUAUGGGAUGUGCUGGGCAAUGAGGAUGUGGUGAGGCUGGUGGUGGAGCACUUGGCGGAAGCGGGUCGGCACAAGCCCGACCUGGCCCAGAGACCUGCCAAUCUGGGACUCAUGCAGAGCCUGCUGCUGCAGAGGAAAGCCCAAGGGCUCCAUGCUGCUGACCAAAACGCAGCCACACGUCUGAUCAGAUACGCCAUAGGAAGCAACGAGUAUGGGGAGUUGGAGCCGGAGCGGCUGACAGCGAUGCUGACUUUACCGGAGGAUUUGGCGAGGAUGUACAGGGAUGAUAUCACCGUCACGGUGGUGUAUUUUAACUCAGACUCAAUUGAUGCAUAUUACAAGGGGAGUUAAGAGUCUCCCAUCCUAUUGCCAAGGUUAACUUAAAUGUCUUCUCAGACAUUUUCACUUACUCUCAAGCUGGCUAUCUAAACCUUAUCGUUAAAAGGGCAGGAAAAUGUAGCUUGCUUGGCUAAUGUGAGGAAAGAACAGUCUAGAUAUAAAAACAAGAGCUGUGAUUUUAUGUCCCUGCCUCUGCGUGUUUGGUCACCUCUUCCACACAGAGAGGGCAGAGUACAGAGACCAUAGCAUUGGGUUGGGCUCAUGUAACCCAAGUCCUUUUAUAAAGACACUGUUGUUAAACUGUGUCAGCCUGAGCCUUCGAAGGGUAAACUGAAUCAUGAUUCUAAGAAUAUGAAGAACUUCAGGAUCUCCUGAAGUCUUGCUGCAAAACCUGUAAACUUGAUAAUUCUCAAUUCACAAUCAUGGACUUUUAAGACUAUGAAGGGAGGUUUUGUUUAUUUGAGGUUACUAAUGACCUAGGAUUACAAAGCAUAUAACAGAAUACUUUUCUAUGCAAUGUCCUAACUUUUGUGUGUGUGAUUUUACUUGUGAAAACAUUUUGUAAUGCUGCUUUCAAGUUCUGAUUUAGUUUAUUUUAAAGCUGAGUCCUCAAGCUUCCAAACAGGACUGCUGUAAGCAAGCAUGCUUGGAAUGACUUGUGUUGGUUUUCAGCUGAGGGUGAAGGCGGCUAGGCCUCUGGACCAGCUGAAUUUACUUGUGCAGCUUUGGGCCCUUCCUCUGAGUCCCACCCCCUGAACCAUACUAGGAGGUAACUUCUGUCUGAGCCUUAAUUCCUGGCCUUUCUUGCAUAGUAAAAUUUCCUCCAGGGUUUAGUAAACCCUCUGCAGAUUUACUCAUAGCACUUAACCUUUCUGAUUAUAUGUCUCAAACAUUCUUCUAAUUCCACCUAAUAUUCCUUCCCUUCUCUGCUAUGCUGAACUCCCUCACCCUGCUGCUGACUGUGCAAUACUGUCUAGAAAGAAUGCUCCCAGUUCCAGUGGUUGCAGGGCAGGAGAAAAUUCAAGAUUGCAUGCAGUAGCUGUGACAGUUGAGGCAAGACUUAUGGCUUGGAUUAUGCAGUGGAUUGUGGACUUUGACUCAGUCUGAAUCUGGAGAGAUCUGAAAAUAGUUGCUUAACCAGGGCUCCCUAGCUGCAUCCUGAGGGGCAGUGGGGAGGAGGGAGGAGUGAGAUGUGUCAGAUGGGACACUUGCCCUUAGACUGUGGGCUAAAUGGCCAUUGCUACUCCUCAGAAACUAGACCUGAUUUAGUACAGGAUUUGGGGCAAAAAUAAAUGUAACCUGUAAUGGCUUCCAUGGGCUGCACUGACUGUGUUUAUUUGAAAAUUAAACCUUGUGGAUCCUUUUUUGGGGGAUGAAUUUCAUGGUCUGAAUUGGUGUAGCACAUUUAAACAAUAGGAAAUGUGUCCCUAAAUGGAUUCACUGAUAUAAUCCCACAAAACUAUACUUGUAUAUUCCUGCACUGUCUUUGUUGAUCCCUCUCCUCAUCUCACCCCCUCGAGCCACCCACUGAAAGGAAAGCAAAUAGCUAGGUUUGACUUCCUCAUUUUUGUUCACAUUUAGGACAUUCAAGAGUUGGGAAACUUUUAGCCUAGGGAUGUUUCCCCAUGCAUUUUCUAGUGCAACUGUUUUAGUGACAAAGUCUCUUUUGAGUGCUUAAGCCUUGUUCUUUUUAUUCUGAAACCAUCCACAGUCCUUCUGAUCUCCUAGAUCUCAACUCAGAAAUAAAACAGGAAUCACCGUCAUUCAGAUGGUGCGAAGGUUACUAGAGCCAAAGACUGCUUGUCUGACAUCCUUUGUUCUUUAUGCCAGCGAAACUCUCAUUUACCAGGAUUUACAUUUACCAGGAUUAUGGAGUGUCUGAGUCCUUUUUGGGAGCCUAGAAGGGGUCAUAAAUCUAUCUGAUUAAGUAACUAGUGAGACAGCUGAGAGAAUACAGACUUCCCACCUGUUUCUUCAAGUGGAUCUGUGUUUUUUCUCAGCCUGAUAGAGAUGUCCUGCUUUCUGAUUGGUAUAUUGAGAAAGCUCAGUUUAUUGUCUGCUUUUUUCCGCUAUGAACUCUGUCUGCUCUUUCCAUGAAUGCCCCAAGGAGCACCCCUUUCUGGUUAAACCCCAGCAUGUCUGUCUCCCUGACCACAAUUCUGCUGUCACUGGCCUUCCUGAGGUACAUGGGCUACCGCUUGAGGACACGGAUUUUAGAAGGGGUUAGUGGUACUUGUCAGGUCUUCCAAAAACACUUGUCAUUCCAUUAAUGUAAAGAUUUUGAUAUUGAGACUUCUAAAGUGAACAAAAAAAUGCAAUCGAAUGCUUAAUAUUUAGGAUGUCACUUUUGAACAAAGUAUGCUUUGGUGCUUUAAAUUGCCUAUUUAUUAUUCUAGGUAAGAAAUGUUGGCAUACUUUAAAUAAUGUUUUAUAGAUAAAUAAUACAAUUCUGCUAAUUCUGGAGAUUGGUCAAAAUGGAUGGAGAAGUUCUAAACUCAAGUUAGUAUGCUAGAUCAAGUUACUUAUUCAGUUUUCUGAGAUGUUAUUUGUAACAUUAAAGCUAAUUUACUAUAAUGAAAAUGUAAACUUUGAGGUAUGUUAAUAUAUAAACAUAUUUUUCCCAGAAGAAUGAUUGGCCUAAGCAAUCUAGUGUUGGGCCGAUCUAGUGUUGGGCACACUGGAUAAAAUUUAAGUUAGACACAAUUGAACUAGCACCUUUUAUAUAUAAGUGAAAUAUAAACAGUGCAAACUUGAGUUAAGAGAAUAAUUAGUUGUACAGAACAAGAAAAUGUGUGCAGAAUGAGUCUGGCUUGACUCAUGUUAUCAGCCCCUGGUGACCUAUUUUUGUUUAGCAAUUUCGAGGAAGCCCUAACUUCCCGGUUGAAACCAGAAUCUCCUGGAACUGAGCUAUCUGAGUUUCAUCUUAAGUGGUUCAUUUGUCUCUGAACGUGAUUCUUUUCCAUAGCACACACAAAAAAAAGCCCUGGUGUAGCUUUGGAGCUGGGGAAUAAAGGCUGCUAGUGCCUCUUCUCUUGUGAGCUGCCCCGUGCACCACCAAGUGGGAGAUGCAUUUGGUCUGCAGGGGGACAGCUCCUGAGCAGUCUGAGGUUCUGUCCCCCACGCCUCGGGCACCUGACAGCUCGCCCCCCAGAAAGUAUUUCUUACCAGGCAGUUACUUGGGAAAAUUAUGAACCAUGUUCUUUAAUUUUUACUGACAUUUGUUAUUUUAAGCUGUGUACCAAUGUGCUAUUUGACAUUUAUUUUCUAACCAUGAGAGAUAUUUAAAUAAAACUUACAAAUAAAAGAGGCAAA